Messenger RNA from Armigeres subalbatus, 714 nucleotides. RefSeq lists its product as uncharacterized. The coding region runs from base 1 to 714 and encodes 237 amino acids. The record is from RefSeq and is a predicted model, not a curated record. NCBI's taxonomy places the organism in Eukaryota, Metazoa, Arthropoda, Insecta, Diptera, Culicidae. The transcript is spliced from 2 exons.
AUGAAGAAGUUUUGGGCAAUCGAUGACCAGUCCGUCGAAUCAAUACAUAGUGAUAACGAUUGCGAGCAACAUUUCCGUGAAACCGUCGAGCGUACCGCUGAUGACAGUUAUGUGGUACGGCUGCCAUUUCGUAAAGAGAUAAAUGCAUUGGGAAUAUCACGUCCGCAAGCCGAAAGGCGCUUCUAUCAAUUGGAACGGAGAUUGGAUCAGAACCCUGAAAUGAAAAAGCAACAGUUCAAUGACGAAGCUAAGAGUCGUUUUGAUGGAUCAUCCAAAAGUUCUUCGGGACACUCAUUAAACGACUUGAUGAUGAUUGGUCCUCCGGUACAGGACACCCUUUUCGAGAUAUUGUUACGAUUCCGGAUGCAUCAAUACGUCUUCACUGCUAAUGUGCCGAAAAUGUAUCGGCAGGUACGAGUGAGCAAUAACGACACCAAGUUUCAGAGAAUACUGUGGCGUGAUGAUCGAUCUAAACCAUUGCAAGAGAUCAAAUUAUUGACGGUGGCCUACGGAACGGUUGCCGCUCCGUUUCUUGUAACGCGAGUCUUAAACCAGUUAGCAGUAGACGAGCAAGAGAUUCAUCCAGAAGCAAGCAAGGUAUUGUUAAAAUGUGUGUACGUGGAUGAUGUACUUUCGGGUGCCGACACCAUCGAAAAGGCGAGGGAACUUCAGAAUGAAACGGAAGCACUACUUGCGAACACCCCCCUGAAAUGA